AUGAGGACGCAGACGAACGCGGUUAACAUUCUGGAACGGACGUCGUCAUACCUGAGAGCCGGGCUUUUGAGGCAGACUCCCGCGUGGUAUGAAGUAGUGGCAUUUGUUCCACCAUCCAAACGGUUUGAGCGGAGCCCCAAACUGGUAAAUCCUUCUACUUUAGAGAGCCGAGCUAUGUUGAACCCUCUUAGGGCGGAAUUGAAUGCGGAAACCGGGUUUUUCGAGACAAAGAACACCAAGAGUAGCCGGAAAGUGACUCGGUCACUUUACCGGGCUCCCAAACUGAAAUUUACAGAAGACAAACUCAGACAAUUGUUUUACGAGCAACAUCCAUGGGAAUUGUCGAGACCCAAAAUGCUUGUGGAAAACACAGGAACUGAAAACUACGAUUGGAGCCAUAUACAGCAACUUGGAAAACCGCUAGACGGCGAAAGCGUAGUACAAAGGACUCUAUUUUUGCUACAAAUCAAGCAGCACGCAAGCUUGCUCGACGCAUACGAUCAAGCCAGAUUCGAGUUCUAUCGUCUGCGGAUGCAGCAGGAAAUUCAAGAUCAAGUAGCCCAAGAAGAAGCCGAAAUGUUCGGCUCCGUUUUUGGUCCUUCUGCGAUAGAAUUUGGUCUUGAAAAGGAACAAAAAGUCAUCCAAACUUGGAAAAAGCGAGCCAUUCAACAAUCCGAACUCAUAUCGGCAAGAACUUCAAACCCGUCUGAAUCUUGGACCACUCCACAACGCAAAGCUGACGGGGCAGAAGAGUCAGAUGAGAUAAACGAAGAAAUUACAUUAUAA
Molecule: messenger RNA, 786 nt
Organism: Lachancea mirantina
Lineage: Eukaryota; Fungi; Ascomycota; Saccharomycetes; Saccharomycetales; Saccharomycetaceae
Source: the annotation of a GenBank genome assembly